AACACAGCAACACCGGCAUAGCAUGUUUAUGCUGAGCACACCGACCACGAUGCUCGCUACAUGUAUAUAAAACAACACGAUGCCUCCAUUCCCUCCACCACGAAACAGCAUGGCAUUUUCCAAUCAGCCUGGUCCACUUGGCGCAAUAGCCCGGUUCUGGGAGCGGACAUAUGCCGCUGAUUAUGUCGCGUUGGGAUUUGUCGCGGCUGGAUUUAUAUUAAUUCAAUUAUUUGUUACACCGUUCCAUCGAAUGUUUUAUUUGGACAACAUGGCUAUUCAGUUCCCGUUUGCGAAGUCAGAACGAGUUCCCAUGCCAUGGUCAAUUGUAUACUCGGCCGUCUUCCCUACGCUCGUCCUCCUCCUCUGGGCACUUAUAACACGCCCAUCCGCACACAAACUCCACGUCAGCUUUUUAGGGCUGGUCGUAUCUUUGGCUGUAACACCUUUCCUAACGGAUAUCAUUAAAAACGCUGUUGGUCGACCACGACCGGAUCUCAUUGAUCGAUGCAAACCCGAACCGGGCACGCCAGAACAUAAACUCGUCACAUUCAGUGUGUGUAUGCAGGCGAACGAACACAUUCUACAAGAAGGGUGGAGAAGUUUCCCAAGUGGACACAGCAGUUUUGCGUUUGCCGGGUUGGGAUUUUUGUCUUUAUUUCUAGCAGGCCAGUUGCACGUCUUCCGUCCACGCGCCGAUCUCGGUCGUUGCCUAUUCACAUUUAUCCCCACAUUAGGCGCUCUCAUGAUCGCUAUAUCCCGCUGCGAAGAUUAUAGACACGAUGUGUGGGACGUCACGGCGGGCGCAAUACUUGGAUCGAGUGUGGCAUAUUUCACGUAUAGACGGUAUUAUCCAUCUUUGAGGGAUAAACGAUGCCAUGUACCGUAUGAUCUGGCGGUAGUCAAAGGAGUGGAGGGAUUCACAAAGUUGACGGAUGAUGAGGAGCGAUUAUUGGGUGUUCGUGAUGGAUCGGGGCAGGAGGGACUUCCUAUGCAUAUGGACCUACCACGAAACUAG
This is a messenger RNA of Talaromyces stipitatus ATCC 10500, 1015 nucleotides long. RefSeq names its product PAP2 domain protein. The transcript has 4 exons. Gene Ontology annotation, biological process: phospholipid metabolic process. Gene Ontology annotation, molecular function: phosphatidate phosphatase activity. Bases 80 to 1015 code for a protein of 311 amino acids. Lineage: Eukaryota; Fungi; Ascomycota; Eurotiomycetes; Eurotiales; Trichocomaceae. The record is from RefSeq and is a predicted model, not a curated record.